AUGGUGGACGAGAAGCUCAAGGGAGCCAAGGUCAUCUUUGUCCUUGGCGGUCCAGGCAGUGGCAAGGGCACACAAUGCGAGAAGAUCGUGGCCAAGUACGGUUUCAACCACCUCUCCAGCGGUGAUCUCCUUCGCGAUGAGGUCCAAUCCGGAUCGCCUCGUGGCAAGGAGCUGCAGGCUAUCAUGGAGAAGGGAGAACUCGUCUCCUUGGAAGUCGUCCUCGCGCUCAUAAAGGAUGCAAUGCUGAAGCUCAUCGACAAGAGUCCCUAUUUCCUUAUUGACGGGUACCCGCGUGAACUUGAACAAGGAACUCUGCUGUAUUUUGAGGUGAGUGAGGAGGUGAUGAAGCAGCGUCUUCUCAAACGCGGUGAGACGAGCGGUCGUGCCGACGACAACGAAGCCACCAUUGUGCAGCGUUUGAAGACUUUUGAGGAGAAGACUGAACCUGUCAUUAAGCACUACACUCAAAAGGGUAAAGUUAUCAAGAUUGACGCUUCAAAGACCAUUGAUGAAGUGUUCGCUGUCGUUGUGCAGGAAUUUGCAAAGAAGGGAAUCAAGUAG
This is a messenger RNA of Echinococcus granulosus, 561 nucleotides long. RefSeq names its product Adenylate kinase. Gene Ontology annotation, molecular function: AMP kinase activity; ATP binding. The transcript has 5 exons. Gene Ontology annotation, cellular component: cytosol; cytoplasm. The record is from RefSeq and is a predicted model, not a curated record. NCBI's taxonomy places the organism in Eukaryota, Metazoa, Platyhelminthes, Cestoda, Cyclophyllidea, Taeniidae. Gene Ontology annotation, biological process: nucleoside triphosphate biosynthetic process. Bases 1 to 561 code for a protein of 186 amino acids.